Adineta ricciae is the source of this 672-nucleotide messenger RNA. Lineage: Eukaryota; Metazoa; Rotifera; Eurotatoria; Adinetida; Adinetidae. The record is from the annotation of a GenBank genome assembly.
AUGGCUAAUUCAUCGAAAAAUAUGGAGCAACAUCACAUCGAAUCGAGUCCAUUGGUCAUUCAAGAUUCUUUCGAAGGAUAUCCAUUGAAUUAUUUUAAUUUGCCAUUACAUUAUCGUGAUGAUUUGAAAUCUGUUCUUAUUCCGUAUGGUCUUGUUCAAGACCGUAUCGAAGCAUUAGCUAGUCGAAUUUUCUCGGAUUUGCAUAUUCAUAUUCCCGAGCAACUAAUCUGUAUGUGUGUACUCAAAGGUGGCUAUCGCUUCUUUUCGGAUUUGGUUUCGAAAAUUCAAAACGAAAAUCGUCUUCGCAAUGAUCGCAGUUUACCGAUGAGUUUAGAAUUCAUCCGUGUGCGAAGCUAUGUCAACGAUCGUUCAACUGAUGCCAUUGAUAUCAUUGAUAUUAUUGACACAGGUGUGACAAUGGUUGCGUUAAAGAAGGAAUUGGAAAAAUAUAAUCCCAAGACGAUCCAUGUUGUUUCAUUAUUUACCAAACGGCGUAAAGAUAAGAAAUGUAUUUUCAAACCGGAUUAUUCAGGUUUCGAGGUACCUGAUCAUUUCAUUGUUGGUUAUGCGUUGGAUUACAACGAAUACUUUCGAGAUUUGGAGCACAUAUGCGUAAUGAAAGAAUCUGGUAUUACGAAAUACAAAGUUCAAGAUGGUGAUAAAGUCGAAUAA